Molecule: messenger RNA, 1230 nt
Organism: Cordyceps militaris CM01
Lineage: Eukaryota; Fungi; Ascomycota; Sordariomycetes; Hypocreales; Cordycipitaceae
Product: mitochondrion organization and biogenesis protein, putative
Exons: 1
Coding region: 1-1230 (409 amino acids)
Cellular component (GO): nucleus
Source: RefSeq, a predicted model, not a curated record
AUGAGCUGCUCGUGCAAUGCCUCGGCGCUGAGGCUUUUUGCGCGUGGCUUAGUACAGGUGCACCGCCUCGAGCCUGGCAUCCAGUUUGCCCUACCCGUCCGAAGCGCUUUCGCCGGCGCCUGGGCCUCGCAGCGCCGCUCUUUACAUGCGUCCCGCGCUCUGCGGGACGCUGGGACUCCUGCACCAGCAACUCCGCCGCCAGAGAAGCAGCCAGCAUCAGCAGAAGAUAGGCAGCCGAGAAUAACGAGGCCGCCGACAGAGCCAGCCAGCCAAAAUCUUCCGGACGAAACCAACCCAGACGAAGAUGGCAUGACGGAAGCUAGGGGCAAAGCGGCCUGGCGAUUCAAGCGGCAAGGAUUCGACUGGAAGGCUUUCAGGUCCAACGACCCUGCGACUCGCUCAACGGUCGAUUUCUCGAAUUUCGACUGGAAACACUGGCAGGGAAAAAAGCACGGCAACCAGCAGCUCGGCAAACUCGUGGACAAUCUGGAGGCGGCUCGGGCCCAAGACCGUGCAGCCGUCGGCAUAUCGCCCCGAGACGGCGACGCAUUUCAGUCCCCAAACCACAGGUGGCGUAAAGCGCCUCUUCCUCCGACCAACCAUGGCCGGUACGACGGCGCGACCGAGGACGGCACCUCGCCACCUCCUAGAAGGGAGGAAUGGAUGAUCCAAAAGGAGGCCAUGAAGGCCAAGUUCCCCGAGGGCUGGAAGCCGCACAAGCGGCUGUCGCCCGACGCGCUGGCGGGCAUCCGGGCGCUCAACGCGCAGUUCCCCGACGUGUACACGACCAAGACGCUGGCGGACAAGUUUGCCGUGUCGCCCGAGGCGAUCCGGCGCAUCCUCAAGAGCCGGUGGGCGCCGUCGUCGCAGGAGGAGGAGGACCGCCAGCAGCGCUGGCACCGCCGCGGCGUCGACGUCUGGGCGCGCAAGGCCGAGCUCGGCAUCAAGCCCCCCAAGCGCUGGCGCGACGAGGGCGUCGCCCGCGAGCCCGCCUACCACGACCGCAAGGCCGAGGCGCGCCGCGACCGCGCCGAGCGCGUCAACCAGGAGCGCGACGAGUACAUGCGCAGCUUCACCAAGGGGCGCGGCGGCGGCGAGGACGAGCGGAGCGCCGGCUCGCCGGAGAGCCGCGGUGGUGAUGGGCAAGACCGGCGACGCGGCGACGGGGAGGACAGGCCGGCGACACAGCGGCCGUGGAUGGGUAGAGGGAGAGUGGAGGGCAGACGGUGA